Messenger RNA from Anas platyrhynchos (mallard), 1382 nucleotides. Its product is annotated as GSK-3-binding protein-like. NCBI's taxonomy places the organism in Eukaryota, Metazoa, Chordata, Aves, Anseriformes, Anatidae. The record is from RefSeq and is a predicted model, not a curated record. Gene Ontology annotation, cellular component: cytoplasm.
CGCCAGCCUCGGCCGCGGCCGCCUGCGGGCCGGGUCCCCCCCCCCCCUCCCCUCACCCGGCUCCCCUCAGCCCGGUCCCCGCCAUGCCGUGCCGGCCGCUGCCCAGCUCGGCGGGCGGCCCCAAGGAGGUGGAGGCGCUGGUGGCCAAGCUGGGCGAGGUGCUGCAGCUGAGCGCCCAGCAGCGGGCUCCCCGCGGCUGCAAGCACCCGGGGCCGGGCAGCGCCCGAGACCGCGCCGCGCCCUACUCGCCCCGCUGCGGAGCAGGAGCAGGAGCAGGAGCAGGAGGAGGAGGAGGAGGAGGGGGAGGAAGCGGAGGCAGCAGCGGCAGCAGCAGCAGCGGGGCUCCCGUGGAGCCGCCGCCGCCCCCCCCGCGGCUGGCCGGCAGCGGGAGGCCGCCCCGCGGGGCCAAGCAGCUGUGCGGCCGCGGCUGGCUGCGGGGAGCCGCCCGGCGGAGCCAGGAGCCCCGGCGGCAGCAGCAGCAGCAGCAGCAGAGGCAGCAGCAUCGGGCGGCGGAGGGGCCGGCGGAUGGGCAGGCGGAGGAUGAGGCCGGCGACGACCCGCACCGGCUCCUGCAGCAGCUCAUCCUGUCCGGGAACCUGAUCAAGGAGGCCGUGCGGCGGCUGCAGCUGGCGGUGGUGGCUUCCAACUCUUCCUCGGCCGCUUCGUCCUCGGCUUCCUCGGCCUCGGCGGCCAGCGGAGGGGACGGCGAGGCGCUGCGGGCCCUGCAGUAGCUCCCUCACCCCCCUCAGGGCGAGCUGGGCUGCAGGAGAAGCCGCCAGCGGGGGACUGGGGGGCUUGGGGUGAAGCCCUGAGCCCCCCUUCCUCCUCCUCUUCCUCCUCACCUUCCUCCUCCUCCUCCUCUCCCCCAAAAUCCCGGGGUCCCGCUCCGGCCAGAGCCAUCUGCAAUAAUCCCGUGUGGAAACCCUAUGGAAAGAGGGGGAGGGGGUGCCCAGCUCCCUCCCCCGAGUGUUGGCCGGGUGUUGUUGUUAUUUUUUAAUUUUAUUUUAAAUAUUUUUUUUCCCUUCUUUCCCAUCGUGACUGUAUGAAGCAGUUGUUUUUUUUUAAAAAAAAUGUGAAUAUCGGAGCUGGAAGGCAGCUGGACUUAUAAUUGUGACGCCUGAGGAGUGAAUGGAGCCUGAGAUGCAUUGUUCGCCUAAGGUAGCCGAAACAAGUUCUUUUUUUCUACAAAAAAAAAGAAGAAAAAACAACCUCAGAAAACAAAUCCACCCCUCCCCGGCAAACUCAAUGGCUCAACUACAAGAUGCAGCUGUUGAUUAAAUAUAUGCACUUCGUACCGGAGCGUUUGAAAUGUUGUGCCUGAUUUACAGGACUUACUGUCUUAAUUAACCUGUCUGUAUUGAAUAAACGUGGUCUUGUUUUUA